Molecule: messenger RNA, 2331 nt
Organism: Erigeron canadensis
Lineage: Eukaryota; Viridiplantae; Streptophyta; Magnoliopsida; Asterales; Asteraceae
Exons: 13
Coding region: 54-2153 (699 amino acids)
Molecular function (GO): FAD binding
Source: RefSeq, a predicted model, not a curated record
AAACCUCUUUCUUAUCCCCACACUGCUUCACUAUUCUCCAACCCAUCCAAACCAUGUUCACUACUUCAACCAAUCUCACCUUCACACCCACUUUUGCCUUCACAAAAACAACCCACUUCCCGUUUCCACCCGCAACCCACUUUCACAAACCCAUAAUCAAAUGUGCCAAAAAAGUUGCAAAAAGAACAGGCAAAUCAAGAUACCCAUCAGAGAAAAGAAAGCUUAAGUCAAUCCAACAACAAACACAAACUCAAUUUGAUAAAUUUAAUGGCUUUUGGAGGUUUUAUAAACUCAGUGUUGAUAUUGAUAAUGACCCCGGUAAAGAUUUUCUUGAUGUUUCUGAGGGUUUGCUUCAACAAGUUGCUAAAGUUCUCGAAUUCCCGGUUGCUUCUAUGUUGCCACCAGAAGCUUUUACGGUUUUAAGGAAAUCAUUCGAUGCUAGAAAGAGUCAGAGAGCGCCAAAAUUUGUGUACACGGUGGAGAUGGAUGUUGAUAAGCUUUUGAAUCUAGAACCUCGAACUUAUGACUUUAUUUCUCGUUUGGAACCCAAAAUUGGGGUAAUAGAGCAUAUGUCUUAUGAAAGAGUAGUUGGUGAUUUAGUUGAUGUAGUUAAUGGUAGCAAGAAGAUUGACAAAGAUAAGGUCCUGGGAGAAACUGGUCAUAGUGGUUCACUAAGCUCCUCUAAGACUCCCGUUACUAAAAAGCCAAAGAUUGCAGUUGUGGGUAGUGGUCCAGCAGGUUUGUUUGCUUCUCUUGUACUUGCGGAGUUCGGUGUUGAUGUCACUUUGAUAGAAAGAGGGCAGCCAGUUGAGAAACGUGGGCGUGAUAUUGGUGCUUUGGUUGUGCGAAAAAUACUACAACAAGAUAGCAACUUUUGUUUUGGCGAGGGUGGUGCAGGUACUUGGAGUGACGGAAAGUUGGUCACUAGAAUCGGCCGGAACAGUGGAAGUGUUUUGGCGGUUAUGAAAACGUUAGUUCGAUUUGGAGCUCCAGCAAGCAUCUUGGUUGAUGGAAAACCCCAUUUAGGAACAGAUAGGCUUAUACCACUUAUUCGCAACUUUCGGCAAUAUCUGCAAGAGUUGGGGGUUAACAUUAGAUUUGGAACAAGGGUGGAUGAUCUGAUUGUGGAGAGUGGUAAUAUAGUUGGUGUCAAUGUAUCCGAUUCAAGUGGAGGAUUACAGUUUAAUAGCGAGAAGCUAGGAUUUGAUGCAGUUGUUCUUGCAGUUGGGCAUUCUGCACGUGAUGUGUAUCAAAUGCUUCUUUCUCAUAGCAUUGAAUUGGUUCCCAAAGAUUUUGCUGUUGGAUUGCGGGUUGAGCAUCCACAGGAAUUGAUAAACAGUAUUCAGUAUUCUAAGUUGGCCAGUGAAGUUCAUAACGGGCGCGGGAAGAUACCAGUUGCCGAUUACAAGGUUGUUGAGUACGUCAAAGGAGAGGGAAACGAUGAAUCAGUUACCACUAAUCGGAGUUGUUACUCUUUCUGCAUGUGCCCUGGUGGGCAGGUUGUUGUAACGAGCAUAGAUCCUUCAGAACUUUGUAUAAAUGGCAUGUCAUUUUCUCGAAGAGCAUCCAAGUGGGCUAAUGCUGCACUUGCUGUCACUGUUUCACCAAAGGAUUUCAGUGCUCUUGGUUUUCAUGGACCUCUUGCAGGUGUUGAGUUUCAGAGGGAAUUCGAACAAAGAGCAGCUUGUAUGGGAGGUGGAAAUUUUAUCGUACCUGUGCAAACCGUUAAAGAUUUCAUGGAUAAUAAAUUGUCUGCGACCACUAUACCAUCAUCAAGUUAUCGAUUAGGAGUGAAAGCAGCAAAUCUCCAUGAGUUGUUUCCUACUCAUAUAACAGAGGCAUUGCAGCAUUCAAUCUCAACGUUUGACAAAGAGUUACCAGGAUUCAUCUCCCAUGAUGCCCUUCUGCAUGGAGUCGAGACUAGGACUAGUUCUCCGAUCCAGAUUCCUAGAAAUCAUGACACUUUCGAGAGCAUGUCGUUGGAAGGAUUAUAUCCAGUGGGAGAAGGUGCAGGGUAUGCAGGCGGGAUCGUAAGUGCAGCUGUCGAUGGUAUGUUUGCUGGUUUUGCUUUGGCAAAAAAACUAGAUCUUUAUGACGGUGACAUUGAAUCAAUUUUUGGAAGGACCCAAAGUUCCGGAUCUAUGAAAUACUAAACACACAAAAACAAUAUACUAGAUUACUAGUGUAGUCCUCAAGUUUUGAUCCUAAAAGAACAGAUAAUUUUUAGAGUACGAGGUAGUUGUAGGCUUGUAGCCCUCUACUACAGAUGCAUGCCAUCUUUUUGACGGGCUCGGUUGCAUCUCUUAAUGACUCGAACCCAUAAGUUUUUGA